AUGGCUGAGAAGCGCAAGCAGCCUCCUCGCGCGGGGCGUGAGCCCGCGAAGAGACGGGCCACCGAAGCCGCCGCGACACCGACAAGCCACAGAAAGAAAGAAAAAGAGAAAGCUGCAACCCCAAAAGCCCCAUCACCCCCCACCGAGCCGAUCGAGGCGCCUCUCCCGGUGACGAUAAAGGAGGGCGACCCUCUGCCUGUGAGGAAAUCUCGCCAACCAACAAAUCUGCCGGAUGAAGAUUACCAGUCCAUCGCAGAAAGUGCCGUUCUAUUGACAGCUCUUGAAAGAUCGAAGAAGAAAUGGUUGAGCGAUGGGAUACUUGUUCGCUAUUAUACGAAACCGAAGAAGACGAAACGUGAACUAAUUGAGAAGAACAAUCCUCCGAAAGAAUCUAUGACCAAAGUUGGCCUAUGUGAUAUUACCGUCGGCCCACACUUAUUCGAUGCGAUGAUCUACACUGUGAAAGACCCCGACGUACAACAGCAGCUCCAUUACGCUCCGCAACAACGACAAAUGAUCCACUACGGCCCUCCCGGCAAUUUUCAGCAAUACCAGCAUUAUCAAUCUUCACCCGGUCAACAGAGGCGGCCGCCGUAUACCCCAACACCGGGAGCGAGGCCCCCACAGGGAUAUCCGGGACACCAGUCUCCAGCGUCUCGUGUUCCGCAGCCAGGGCCGUCAUCCCAACCGCAACGACCCUCUCAAACCCCAAAUGGACAAUCUGGCCAGCCCGCGAAGCCCAGCCCUGAUCCUGUGAUCCAAAUGUUGGCUACCCGCGCAGCCGCUGACCCAGAGCUGAAGGCACUCAUGCGAGUGGCACAUAUUGAUGAGCUAAAUGCCAUCAUAAAGGCGAGAGAACAGCAGGAAAAACGCCAACAGGCUGCAACUGCGGCUGCCGCCCAGCAACAGAAGGCCCUCCACUCGCAGUCUGCGACUAGUGCAGCGCAGACCAAGCCCCCGGCGCAGCAGGCUGGCACACAACCAAAGGAGCCCGAGACAAAGACGAAGACGAUAUCUCAAGGACAAACCUCGAAGUCAAGCGAACCCUCGGUGCAAACUCCAUCGAAAGGCCCCGAGCAACCCAAAGCCGUGUCUUCAACACCGGCUGCGCCACCAGCCAAGCCACCAGCCGAGGGAACACCACAGACAACAAACGCAUCACAUGUAUCAGACCAAGCAAAAAGCCAAGACAAAACAAACGCAGGAUCGACACCAGCUACCGAGCCGAACAUCAAGCAGGAACCAGCGCCACUAGCCAGUGGAGGUGCAACACCCGCCCCUUCAAAUGCCCCUGCAACGCCUGCAUCAAGCCAAGGAGCGCAACAGGCCCCGGGGGUACGUCCAACACCCACUCCUGGCAAUCCUCCGCAACCUAUUCCUCGCCCAACCCCCGUCUACACGCCGCAACAGCAACAACCGUAUGGGGCGCAGACCCCUAUCCAAUCGCGCCCACAACCAUAUGCUACGUCCUCCCUGUAUCAGGCCAAACCUGCCACUCCGCGUGUGAUGUACAAAGCCGUUGUUUUCGAGUUCACCUCUCCUUUGACCCCAUAUGGGAGUAGUACCUCCGGCCAUGCGGGAUCUGGUGACCGAUAUCUGUUUCCGGAGUAUUCAAUUCUGGAAUGGCUCCCAAGUGAUAAUACUCUUUUGGCGUCCUUCUUGAUCACUCGCAAAGUGGAUCCAAACACGCCUUUCCCAAUCGAGACAGCCCCAGAGCCAACGACUGCUCGAGGAAAAGGUAAAGGUGCCUCCAAAUCAAAGAAAAAGGGCAAGGCCGAAGAGAAGAACGAGACCCCGGAGACCCCGGCUCCCAACCAAGCGACAACGACACCAUCUACAAAUCCACCAGCAACAUCCGAAAGUGCCGAGAAGUCGGAUACCAAGCAGGAUGGCUCGGGUGGUCCAGGAGAAGGCGCUAAGAAGGAGGCCAAUCUCAAGGAGUACUGGCAGCCUGUGACUUUCCGUAUUCACGCGGCAGAUUCUCGGAUUCUCGAACCCUUGACUCGUGUCGUCAAGCCGCCUGACGAAGUUCGCAAGUACAUGAAUGAGAUUAUGGACCGUGCCGAACGUGCCCCUGAUGGCUAUCUGGCUCUACGUCUUCCCCGCGAAGAGGCGGUUGAAGCUAUUGCAGCUGAGAACACGACUGCUUCUACACCCCAAACGACCACUGCGCGUCAUCGUUCUUCCCGUGCAUCUGUCGUGAAGGUCGAGGAAGAACCCGAAAUGGAGGACACGCAGGUCGAGGAGGAUCUUGAGGAAGAGUUGAAGGACUUCUACGGAGAUCCGAUGGGUCUUCCGCCAUUACGCGUCUAG
Penicillium chermesinum is the source of this 2313-nucleotide messenger RNA. RefSeq lists its product as uncharacterized. Gene Ontology annotation, molecular function: ATP-dependent H2AZ histone chaperone activity. The record is from RefSeq and is a predicted model, not a curated record. The transcript has 3 exons. NCBI's taxonomy places the organism in Eukaryota, Fungi, Ascomycota, Eurotiomycetes, Eurotiales, Aspergillaceae. Bases 1 to 2313 code for a protein of 770 amino acids. Gene Ontology annotation, cellular component: Swr1 complex. Gene Ontology annotation, biological process: chromatin remodeling.